Messenger RNA from Miscanthus lutarioriparius, 2079 nucleotides. The record is from the annotation of a GenBank genome assembly. Lineage: Eukaryota; Viridiplantae; Streptophyta; Magnoliopsida; Poales; Poaceae.
AUGGCCCCGUCUCGCCACCGCCUCCUCUUCCUCGUCGUCGCCGCCACCAUUGCCGCAGCGUUCCUAGCUGCCGUCGCUGCGGAGAACACCAUGACCGACGUGGAGGCGCUGAUGCAGCUCAAAAAGUCCUUCGCCAACUCCUCGUCGCUCUCGUCGUGGCUCGUUACCGAUAAGGAAGGCAGCAAAUCCCCCUGCGCGCCGGGCUCGCACCACUGGCAUGGCGUGGUGUGCUCCGGCGGAGUAGUCACCGGCCUCCGCCUCAACGGCCUCGAGCUCGGCGGCACCAUCGAGGUCAACUCGCUCUCCAGCUUCCCGCGCCUCAGGUCCAUCUCCUUUGCCAGCAACAACUUCUCCGGCCCACUCCCCGCCUUCCACCAGAUCAAGGCGCUCAAGUCAAUGUACCUCUCCGACAACCAGUUCUCCGGCAGCAUCCCCGACGACUUCUUCGCCAACCUCAGCCACCUCAAGAAGCUCUGGCUCAAUGGCAACCAGCUCUCCGGCUCCAUUCCAGCUUCCAUCUCAGAGGCCACGUCCCUCCUCGAGCUCCACCUCGAUCGCAACGCCUUCACGGGGGCUCCCCGCCGCGUCGUCCCGGAGGCGUUCCGGAAGUUCAACGCCACCAGGUUCGCGGGCAACGAGUACCUCUGUUUCGUGCCGACCCGCGUGAAGCAGUGCAAGCGCGAGCAGGCUGUGACCAGCUCGUCCAGGCGGGCUAUCAUGGUGCUCGCCACGCUGCUUCUCUCGGCAGUCGUGAUGGUCAUCGCCCUGCGCUUGUGCAGCAGCCUGCCCAGCAGCCGUGCCCGCAAGGUCGACAUGGAGGGCCUCGAGGAGAAGCCACCCGAGUACGUGGCCGUCAAGCAGGCGUCGUCGGCCCCGCAGAAGCGGAGCUCCUCGUGGCUCGGGAAGAGGCCAGGGUCGUCGCUAGGCGGGCUUGGACACCGGCGGGCCGCUUCUGCCGCGAAGGUGGACGAUCUGAGCACCAAAUCCGCCGGGGAUCUGGUCAUGGUGAACGAAAGCAAGGGCGUGUUUGGGCUCACCGACCUGAUGAAGGCGGCGGCCGAGGUGAUCGGGAGCGGCGGCGGGCUUGGGUCAGCGUACAAGGCGGUGAUGGCCAACGGCGUGGCCGUCGUGGUCAAGCGCUCCCGCGACAUGAACCGGGCGACCAAGGACGCGUUCGAAGCCGAGAUGAAGCGGCUCGGCGCGAUGCGCCACGCCAACCUGCUGCCGCCGCUGGCCUACCACUACCGCAAGGACGAGAAGCUCCUGGUGUACGAGUACAUCCCCAAGGGCAGCCUGCUGUACGUCCUCCACGGCGACCGGGGCAUGGACUACGCGGCGCUGGACUGGCCGACGCGGCUCAAGGUGGCCGUCGGCGUCGCGCGCGCCACGGCAUUCCUCCACACGGCGCUCGCCGGCCACGAGGCGCCCCACGGCAACCUCAAGUCGGCCAACAUUCUGCUCGCGCCGGACUUCGAGCCGCUCCUCGUCGACUUCGGGUUCUCGGGCCUCAUCAACCACAUGCAGUCCCCGAACUCCUUGUUCGCGUACCGCGCCCCCGAGUGCGUCGCCGGCCACCCCGUGAGUGCAAUGGCCGACGUCUACUGCCUCGGUGUCGUCCUCCUCGAGCUCCUCACCGGCAAGUUCCCGUCGCAGUACCUCCAGAACGCCAAGGGCGGCACGGACCUCGUCAUGUGGGCGACGUCGGCGAUGGCCGACGGCUACGAGCGAGACCUGUUCGACCCGGCCCUCAUGGCGGCGUGGAAGUUCGCCCUGCCGGACAUGACGCGGCUCAUGCAGGUGGCCGUGGACUGCGUCGAGACGGACCUGGAGAAGCGGCCGGAGAUGAAAGAGGCCUUGGCGAGGGUGGAGGAGGUGGCGGCGACGGCUUUAGCCACGGUGAGGGAGAGGCAACAAGAUGAGAGCGGCAGCGAGGGGAGUGCACCGUCGGCAGACUCGGCUAGCAGAAGCUCGCACGCCUCGUACGUGCGAGAGGGGUCGAUGCAGCGGGUCACCAGCGUCGGCGAGCGGUCGUUGCGGCGAGGAAGCAACGACCCCUCGUACGGGUACGGCAUCUCGUGA